Molecule: messenger RNA, 6862 nt
Organism: Sphaeramia orbicularis (orbiculate cardinalfish)
Lineage: Eukaryota; Metazoa; Chordata; Actinopteri; Kurtiformes; Apogonidae
Product: glutamate receptor ionotropic, NMDA 2C-like
Exons: 16
Coding region: 1332-5531 (1399 amino acids)
Biological process (GO): monoatomic ion transport
Cellular component (GO): membrane
Molecular function (GO): signaling receptor activity; ligand-gated monoatomic ion channel activity
Source: RefSeq, a predicted model, not a curated record
CAGCCCCUCCUGUGAUGGAGUGAGUGGAGAUAGAGGGAGAUAAAGAAAAGAUGGAGUUAAAGAGGAAAUGGAAAGCAGGAUUACUGGUGUGACAACACCGGCAGAUGAGCGGCGCAACGGUGAGAGAGAGAGAAACUCUACCGGAGAGGGGGGAAAAAGAGGAAAAAAAAAAAAAAAAAAACAAAUCAGUGCAACAGGAUGAGGACCUGCUAGUGCACAGCCGGUCCGACCCCACAGACCUGCCAUCUGUCUCGCUGUUCUCUCCGUGUUCCUGACGCUCCCAGUAUCUGCUAACAUCUGGAUCACCCUGCAUCCAUAUGGAGAAAAGGGCAAGGGGGUACAAGAACUAAAUCUUAUCCUUGUCUUUUCUGAUCAGUCUGGACUUGAGGAGGCUCAUCAGUGGAUUUGAGGGGAUUCCUAAGUGACUGCGGAGUAUCAGGAACUGGACCAAAGGAGGAAGAGGAGGAGAAACUUUUACUCCAAACAUGAAGACGCGUGCGCAGGAUCUGUCUCUAUCUGUCUCUUGGCUGUGAAACUUCAAUUUUUUUUGCUUUUGUAAUUUCUUUUUUGACUUCCUAUGGAUGUGUUGUGUGUCUUGGCCCCAAAGAGGCAGAGGGAAAAGGAGGCAGAGGAGGCGGAGAGAGGGAGAAAGGAGGAAGAAAGAAGAAGCGCCGCUGCCGCUCAAGUGUUACCGGCGUGUGCGCUGCGCCGCUGAAGAGGCAUUUUAUCACUUUUCCUCCUCCCUGGUUUUUUUUUUUUUUUUUUUUUUUUUUUUCCCUCUCUCGCUCCUCUCCUCAUCCGACCAGCGGGGAGCCUGAGGGAUACAGACAGAGCGAGGCAGAGAGCUAAACACAGUGCACACACAGACAAAAAAGAAUCACACCACACGCGCAAACUGGAUGGAUGCGCGCCUUAGGGCUCCCGCACCUCUCAUCUUCUGUCACCCGUCUUCUCCUUUCACUUUUGGUGCUCUGUUUUCACCUCCAUGACCACUUGUACAUUCCUCCACAGUGUUAGACACACAAAAAAGACAGAGAAAGCCGAACAAGGUGAGGGAGAUCACAUACUUUUGUCAUGUCCUCCAGGGAGCGAGCAGACAUCCAAAGGUGCCAAAUAAAGACGCACUGAGAUUCUGAAGAAAAAACAAGUGCACAUACUCCAGACUUGGUCUAAAUGCGUACUCCUACAGGUGCUGAGAGGGUAGAGAGGCAGGUAAAAGCCGGGUGAGAAGGGGAAACAGAUACAGGGAAGGAGUUUGGAGGGAAAGCACCAGUAUGGAGCAGCUAGAGCUUUUGGAUGACAACACGACACGAAGGCAGUAGGGUGCCAACAUGGCCAUUCCCAAGGGACAUCCUCCUCCCUCUCCUUGGUCUCCUCUCUUCCUCCUCCUCCUCUUCCUCCUCCUCCUCAUAUCCUCCCCACUCCCACUGCAGGCCCGGCCCCUCCUCCUCCACCCGUCCAUCAACGUGGCGGUGGUGUUCAGCGGCUCCAGCUACCAGAAUGAGGUCAGAGGUCGUCUCAGCGGGGAGAACUUUGUCGACCUGCCCGUGGUGGUCAGCCCUGUGACAGUAUUGGUCAAUGACACAAACCCCCGCGACCUGCUGACACGCCUCUGUGAUACCAUGGCAACGGAAAAGCUGCACGGAGUUGUGUUUGAAGAUGAUGUUGGUUCAAAUGCUGACACUCAGGUGGCAGAGGUGGCACAAAUCCUGGACUUCCUCUCCACUCAGACAGCUCUGCCUAUUGUGGGUAUCAGUGGCGGCUCUGCAGUUGUCAUACCGUACAAGUCCGAGGGAUCCUCCUUCCUGCAGAUGGGGGCCUCUCUCGAGCAGCAGAUAGUCAGCAUGUUCAAGCUCAUGGAGGAGUACGACUGGGGCGACUUUGCCAUCGUCACCAGCAUGCUGCCAGGAUAUGACACCUUCGUGGAUAUAGUUGAGUCCUACAUAGAUACAUCCUACUUUCUGUGGAAUCUACAGGAUGUUCUCUCUCUGGAAAUGUCUGUGGGGGCUAAUGACGUGAGGGCUCGUCGGAUGCUGCAGCAGUUGGACUCUUCAGUUCUGCUGGCAUACUGCUCCCAUGAGGAAGCGCAGUACUUGUUUAGUCUAGCGGCUGAGGUGGGCCUGCUGGGACCGGGAUACAUCUGGAUCCUCCCCAGCCUGGCUGUAGGCAACCCUGACAACACUCCACCUGUCAGCUUCCCUGUUGGCGUGAUUGGAGUGAUUACAGACCAGUGGAGGAAGAGCUUGAGGCAGAGGGUGAGGGAGGGUGUUGCCAUCAUUGCCAAAGGUGCUGAGAGCUUCAGGAAGCACCAUGGGUUUAUUCCUGAAGGACACGGUGAUUGCAACAAACCACCUAAACAUUCAGACAACAAUACCCUGUUCAGGCAUAUGCUGAAUGUGACGUGGGAGAGGAGAGAUCUGUCAUUCAACAAUCAAGGCUUCCUUACCAACCCGUCCAUGAUUAUCGUUGCGCUGGACCGGGACAGACUCUGGGACAAGGUGGGUACGUAUGCUCGGGGCAUCCUCCAGGUCCGUUACCCUGUCUGGCCUCGUUACGGCAGCUUCCUGGAACAUGUGUCAGAUGAUCGCCACCUGACCGUGGCCACGCUGGAGGAGCAUCCCUUCGUCAUGGUGGAGAAUGUGGACCCGGGGACCGGUACCUGUGUACGCAACACGGUGCCCUGCAGGCGCCAGUCCAACCACACAGAGAGUAUCAUCGGUUACUCAGAGUCAUACACCAAACUGUGCUGUAAAGGAUUCUGCAUAGACAUCCUGAAGAAGCUGUCCCGCACCAUCAAGUUCUCCUACGACCUCUACCUGGUCACCAAUGGAAAACAUGGCAAGUUGGUGCGAGGGACUUGGAACGGCAUGAUUGGAGAGGUUGUGUAUAGACGAGCUGACAUGGCCAUUGGCUCUCUUACCAUCAACGAGGAGCGUUCAGAAAUCAUAGACUUCUCUGUGCCUUUUGUCGAGACAGGAAUCAGCGUUAUGGUAGCCCGCAGCAAUGGGACAGUGUCCCCAUCUGCCUUCCUUGAGCCCUACAGCCCAGCGGUUUGGGUCAUGAUGUUUGUGAUGUGCCUGACUGUAGUGGCGGUGACAGUGUUUGUGUUCGAAUACUUCAGUCCAGUUGGCUACAAUCGCAGUCUGGUCAGUGCCAAAGCUCCUGGUGGUCCCACAUUCACCAUCGGGAAGUCAGUGUGGCUUCUGUGGGGCAUCGUCUUCAACAACUCAGUCCCCAUUGAAAACCCUAAAGGAACAACCAGUAAGAUCAUGGUUCUGGUCUGGGCCUUCUUUGCCGUCAUCUUCUUGGCCUCUUACACUGCCAACCUGGCUGCCUUCAUGAUCCAGGAGCAGUACAUUGAUACUGUGUCUGGCCUCUCUGACAAGAAGUUUCAGAAACCACAAGAGCAUUACCCUCCUUUCCGCUUUGGGACGGUCCCCAAUGGGAGCACAGAGAGAAACAUCCGCAGCAACUACCCCGACAUGCAUACACAUAUGAUGAAAUACAACCAGAAGGGGGUGGAGGAAGCUCUCGAAAGCCUGAAAAACGGGAAACUAGAUGCCUUCAUCUACGAUGCUGCUGUUUUGAACUACAUGGCUGGGAAAGAUGAGGGCUGCAAGCUGGUGACCAUUGGAAGUGGAAAAGUUUUCGCUACUACAGGAUAUGGUAUUGCUCUGCAGAAGGACUCCCGGUGGAAACGACCCAUAGACCUGGCUCUGCUGCAGUUCCUCGGAGAUGGAGACACCCAGCGCUUGGAGACGGUGUGGUUGUCUGGGAUCUGCCAGAACGAGAAGAAUGAGGUGAUGAGCAGCAAGCUGGACAUCGACAACAUGGCAGGAGUUUUUUACAUGCUGCUCGUGGCCAUGGGCCUCAGCCUGCUGGUGUUUGCGUGGGAGCACUUGCUCUACUGGAAACUACGACAUUCUCUCCACAAGUCGCACAAACUCGACUUCCUGUUGGGCAUUAGUAGGGGUAUUUACAGUUGUUUCAAUGGUGUGGAAGAUGCUGGCCGUUCAUCCGGCUUGGCCAAACCUGACCUGACCUCCAACUAUGCUCAAGCAAACAUGCUGAAGAUGCUUCGCACUGCCAAGGACUUGGUCUCUACUGCUAAUGUUGAAUGCUCCCUUGACAACGCUACCAAGACCAUUGAACAGUUGAGUCGUCAUGGCAGCAGCUUGCCCGUUCGUGUACCGCAGGUCGCCACAGAGGCGGUACCGGGAGGAUUCGCCUAUGUAACAGAGAAUCACUCGUCUCUUCCCCAGCGCUCCCUCACCCCACCACUGGCAGCUGUUACACUAAAACAACAGAGAGGUAUGACCAGACCCACACCUCUGCGUUACACCCUCCCAACCCGCUCUGCGUCCUGUCUGUACGACCGGCCACUUCCUGUGUCCAGCCUCAGCAGCCCCCAUCUUGCUGUCAGUGAGCCGCUCCCUCAUCAGCACCCCCAUCAUUACCAGACCACUGGAAGGGUUUACGUAGACAGUCAUUCUCACUCACCUUUCAUCCCUUACAAUGAUCUCCAACUGCCUGAUAUCUACACAUCUCACCCCGUCACAUCUGCUCAAAAUCAGCAUGCUCAAGACUUUUCAAGGCGGAAAAGGAGGUCCAAGAGUUUCCAGUGUGAGGAUGGGGAUGUAGAGCGAAGAAAACACAGGGACCAGGAAAAGAGUGACCAAGCUCCAGUUUGUCUAAGUGAGCUCAAAAGCAACCACCUCCAGGACAACCAUGUCUCAGCCCCUAGUGUUGAGAACAUCUACCAAAGGGAGGUGCUCUGUCCUCGGAUGGAUAACUACAGCUCCUGGCCCCCAGAGGACCUUGUUAUCAGGGGGAGACGCAGGAACCGCCGCCCCUCCUUCCUUAAAGCCACUUGGGGCAGUGAGCAAAUCAAUCAGAUGGAUGAAUCCCAGUCAUCUCUUUCUGUUUCUAGUCAGUCACCUUCCACGCUACCAGACCUGUUCCCAUGCAUUCUUACACCGACCACAGCUGCGAAGGCCUACAACCCCUCCCACCUUCGAAACAACCUGUGCCUCCCACGGAACCAGACCUACCUCCACAUAAGGGAGGACCAGAGAAAGCCCAAUGGGCGCAAGGGCCAGAGGCUGCGGUACUCCCACUCCGCCCACUUGCCGACAUACGGCGAAGCAGUGCGCCAUGGGAGUGGUUUAGGGCGGGGAAUGGUGCGCAGAGCAACCAGUUUGCUCAGCAGACAAUACGCCCACUACCUGAACUCAUACCCUGGGCUGCCGCUUUACCAUGGCCCCCUGGACCUGCAGCACCACAGCCAGACCUCCUGUAGCCACCCAAGCGCCAACCCUAUGUGCCAGCUGCUGGCCUGUGGUGGUGGUCAGUGUGGAGGUCAGCGGGCACUGCUGUACCAGGAUAGCGUGUACGGGGCCUAUGGAGUUUAUCAGGGGUCUCGUACUGGAUCGGAGGCCAAGUUAGCACAGGGAGCAGGGGGCCAGCCAGCAGGGAGUCCUUGCAUGCUUCGUCCAUGGAGACGGGUCUCCAGUCUGGAGUCUGAGGUCUGAGGUCCACCAUAUGAAGGAGUCAUACUGGAGGUACACUACACAGGACUUCAAAUACCACUGUGGAGGAUUGUUAGUGGUUUGUUUAAAGUACCAGGGGGAAGCUUAAACUUGAAGUUUAUUUGCUAUGUGACAGUGUGCAGUCAAAGAUAGCAGUUUGGGUUUACACUGACACAUUUUACAGUUGUUAAGAGCAGAUUUGAUGUACUCGAACAGUACAGUGAGAUGAUAAGACUGCACUGUUACCAAUUUAUCCUCAAGAAAGCUUGAUGGAGCUGGCAGGUUUUAAUCUUGCUACUUUCCUACGACAAUGCUUGUGUGUUUUCUGUGCUUUAAUGUGCACUACAACAGUCCACGUUGUUGGCGCAUGGUUAAAUUGUAACCAGAUUUCAUGCUGUAUGUGUUGUGUAUAUUUUAUCGUGGAUUGGUGGGGACCUUUCUUGGUUGAUGUUAAGUAGAUGAAGUGUUUACAGCUGUAAAGAAAUAAAGGAUUAAGAAGGGAUUGACUCUUUAAAUACAGCCACCAAAAACAAGCAGCAACUGUAGCAAGAUUAAUGAAGACAUCUGCAAUGUACACGUGAAGAGUUUAACGCCAAAAUGAAAGUAAUACAAACAUUUUGACUCCAGACACUCAACAGCUGUUUUUAAUGAUUAAAUAAUCAUUUUGAGACAUCUGGUAAUGCAUUUCAGGUAACUUCUUUAAAUAUUUAUAAUGUUUUGGAGCUAAACCCUUCAUGUUUUCAUUUAGUGAUGAAUUGGGCUUUGUGAAAGCAGUCCAAAUGAACACGAUCUGUAUGAUGGAAAAGUAUCGGGACAGCUUCGACCAGCACUAGGUGUCUUAAACCAUGGACUCCUGUUCCUCACUGGGUCUCAGUAUGAGGCCGCAGUACAGCACAACAUCACACAGGGCCUCACAAUAAAUAAAUUAUGUAUUAUUAAAUAUAUCAAUAUAGAGAAAUGUGUUAUUUGAGGCUGGUCUGUGUCAUAUUCAUGUAUUCUAUAUUAUGAUAGGAAUUUAUAGUUACUCUUACUUACAAUUUUCUAAUCACACACUCUGGCACAUUCUAAAUUUCUUUUUGUAAAGCUGUUGCUAAUUUACUGGAAUAUUUGUUUUUACUGUAUUAACUAUCAGUUGGCCUAUAUUAAGAUUUUCAUCACUUUCUCUUUUCCACUCUUUUAUAUUCCUUCAUUAUCCCUCUUUUCCCCAUCCCCUCUAACUGUUUAAUGAUCAAAUUUAAAUGAGGUAAUUGAAAGCUAUUCUAGUAUCUAUAUUACCUGGUUCCCUCACCCUGUAAUUAAUCACUUAGAUCAAUUAAAGAGCCUUUUUGGAUGAA